GUCCAUACAUAUUUACUCUAGUUACUAGCCAGUAACGAACAGUUGGAGAUCGACCCGUACCUUGCACUGCCUUGUUGCGCAAUGACAUACGACGAAAGCACCUAGCGCAAACGGUCGACUCCAGAGCCUCCACGAGCGACACACGCCAAUGCAACCGUCCCGCCCGACACAAUGAGCAGCAGCACGACGAGGGAUGCUCGCCACGGCGCACGCUCACGAUCGCCCAUGUCGCCCGUUCCCGCCUCACCCUCGAAACGGUCGCGCGAGGACGACUACCACCGCGACGCCAAACGCCGUGCUACGUCUAGACAAGGCUCUGUAGAUCACCGCGAAGGCGAGAGUCGCACCCACCGCCAUGACAGAGGCUCCCGGCACGAUCGUGAGAGCCGCCCACGCUCCCGCCAUCGCGGCGGCGAACGCACCGACCACGAUAGAAGCGACCGCCACCACCACCACCACCAUCGGCAUUCAAAGCCCUCCAAGAAGCCCGCCACUGCUGCCUCCGCACCCGAGCUUCCCUACGGCGCCCGCCCCCUCCUGUACAAGACGGACCUGGAGCAGUUCCGUCCCAUUCUGGCGCGGUACCUCGACGUGCAGAAGCAGCGCGACAUGUACAGCAUGGACGAGCGGGAGAUCCGGGGCCGCUGGAAGAGCUUCGUGGGCAAGUGGAACAGCGCCGAGCUCGCGAGCGGGUGGUACGACCCGGACGUUUUCGCCACCGCCGUGCUCGAGGACCGCGCCGUGAUGGCGGAAAUCGCUGCUGCCGGCGGCGGCGUCGGCGGGGCAGGCCUUGGAGGUGGGGGACAUGACUCCAAUGGCGGCAAGAGUCGGCGAGACGAGCCGCGGCAUGAACACGGGGAGUCGUCUCGACGCGGACAGGGCUCAAGGGAGGAAUCUGGGGCUCCUCUGAACCACCGGGGCUCGAGCAGCGGACAUACAGAGGGCAGCCCGGGACAGCCGCACGACAGACAAUCCCAUUCCGCCCUCAAUGAUAGUAAUGCCGACGACGACGACGACAACGACGAAGACUACGGCCCAACCCUACCAGGUACCGGCACCAACAGCACCGGCCGAUCCCAAAGAACCCAACACCAGGCCGCCGCCCCGAGCAUGCCAAACCUCCAAGACCUCGCCCUGCGCCGGGAGCUCGUCGCCGAGGCCGACGAGCAGUCGCGCGCUGACGCGGUGGCCCAGCUCCGCGCCGACCGCAGGGCGGACCGGGUGCUCCAGAAGGAGCGCCUCGAGGACCUGGUCCCGCGCGCGGACCCGGGCUCCCGCGAGCGCAGGCUCGAGAAGAGGCGCGAGGUCAACGACAAGAUGCGCUCGUUCCGCGACGCCUCCCCCACGGCCGAGGUCGACGACCGGGACCUCAUGGGCGGCGGAGACGGCGGCGGCGGCGGUGCCGACGACAUUGCCGAGCUCAAGAGGCAAAAGGCCGCAGAGCAGCGGCGCAAGACCGAGCGCGAGAUCCGGCGCGAGGAGGAGGCGCGUGCGAGGGAGGCGGAGCGCGAGGAGAGGCUGCAGAGCUACAAGGACAAGGAGGACAAGACGAUGGCGGUCCUGAGGGAGCUUGCGCGGCAGCGGUUCGGGUAAUCUGGUCCAGAAGAAGGAAAAGGGGGCCUGGCGUUGAGAACGCAAAGCUACGGUUUUGUGGCACUAGAUGAUCGCCAUAAGUAAAUAGGCCAGUCCAAGAAGGAAUCUGAUGAACCGGCGGCAGUAGCAGCAGGGGGGUUG
Molecule: messenger RNA, 1734 nt
Organism: Microdochium trichocladiopsis
Lineage: Eukaryota; Fungi; Ascomycota; Sordariomycetes; Xylariales; Microdochiaceae
Exons: 2
Coding region: 172-1593 (473 amino acids)
Source: RefSeq, a predicted model, not a curated record